AUGCACUUAAUUCUCACUUGUCUUUUUCUUCUUUUCGUGACACCUGUAAUUCAAGGAUGGCAGUGGCAGAAAUGGACAGGAACAUUCUCUACCGAUGUAUCACCAUGUAAUCGUAACGUUUGCUGUUGUCUAUCGGAAAAUAUCGUACUGACGUGGAGUCCGGGCACUCUUCAUGCUGCUUUAAAAUUUGCUGGUCAAUGUGGAUCUCUGACAAGUCUAGCGGUAACAACACCCUAUCCUGCAGGUUUAACAACAUCACUCUCGAUUGGACCUGGUCAACCAACUCAGCUAACUCUUAGUUCAGAUAGUCUGACUAUCAUAGGUACAUCUCCUAUCAACCCUGUUUGCAAUGGACGGGCUCGACGUAUCAGUUGGUUACCUUGCUUCUAUCGACAAAAAUGA
Adineta steineri is the source of this 402-nucleotide messenger RNA. NCBI's taxonomy places the organism in Eukaryota, Metazoa, Rotifera, Eurotatoria, Adinetida, Adinetidae. The record is from the annotation of a GenBank genome assembly.